GCUGAACUGAAUCUAACCUAAGUUUUACAAGUGUUUUGGUAAUUUUGGUGGUGUUUUGCAUUAAGAUUUACUGGUAUACGACCAGUGGGCGCUGGAGAUCACAGACUUGUACAUUUUUAACCUAAAUGAUUUGUCCAGACUUUUUAGAAUUUCAAGAUAUACUGAAGAAGAUGCGGGUUUUAGAUGACAAGAUUGUUUACGCCUUGAAUACUUCAAUACCUACAGAAUCUUUUCAGAAAAAAGUUGAUGCUUCCUCUGCAUGCCAAGACUUAUAUUCUCAAAUACAAAAAGGUCAUUCUGAAAGGGAGAAUGUCAUUAAAAAUUGUAUUGUCUCCACUGCUGAGACAGUUAAAAAACUCAAAGCUGCUAAAGAGCAAACACCGGAUGACUUUGAAGUAUUGAAAUAUUUAAAAAGUGAACAAAAAAAGUUACGUUUAUUACAAACUGAAUUAAGUGUUGAAGAAGUCAUAAAGGAGAAAACUACAAAAUUGUUUAUUGAAAAAUGCCGAACUUACUAUAAGCCAAAUACUUUAUGAAGACUGCCCUCAUGAACUUUGGAAUUUUUAAUAUUUGUAUAUACACAUAAAUAGUCUUAGUUUAAUAAGUUUUUUUUAUUAAAAUAUCCUUUUUCCUUUUAAUUCUAAUAAUAAUAAUAUGAUUGUCUAAUGUUUUCAGUUGUUUAAGUGGAUUGUGAUAAAGAGUGAUAUGCUCUAUAUGUUAAAAUUUUUUUAAUAACACAGAAAUCAAAACUAAUAUUAUUUGACAAGAAGAUAACUAUAUAAUAUACAAGAAAAGUUAUUUAUUAUUAGUUAAUCUAUAUUUUAUCUACACAAAGAACACUAUAGCAGUAGCUAACAAGGACUAUUUUACAGAAUCCACUUCAACUGCCUUUUUUUCUUUGUAUUCCUCUUGAUACUUUUUAUGCCAGUCGAGAUUCAUUUGAUGAACUGAUUCACCUCUCUUUGCUGCUGCUUUCCCAGCCAUGAUUGCUCCAAAACUAGCUAAUGCUGUUAGCACUAUUAGAAUGUUGGACAAUUUUAUCCUAGCUUCACUCUGAGACCUAUCUAUUAGGUCAGCUCUGUAAUUGAAAUAUAAUUUAUGUUACAACAUAAAUUUCUUGUAAAAUAUAUUAUUAUUAUUUCGUACAUAUACAUGUUUGAAACAUUGUUUUUUUUUUACAUUUUAUUCAGGUUUUAAUACAAUCUGUAUACUUACGAAACGUAUUUUGGGAUUUCAUUUUUUGUCUUGAACUUUUUUGUCCAAACUAAAAUAAACUUUUGUAAUUCCGUGGGUUUAUAACGUGCAGAUAAUGAAGCAAUUGAAGGCUUAACUUCGUCAGAAGACACUUUACACAUAUUACGACUUAUUACAAAAGCAGACCAGUGAGGGCGGAACAAAUAUUGCUUAAUCAUAUUUAGUGGUCAGAUUUCAAAAAUUGAUAUUUAUCCUUACGAAACAGAAUUUUUCUCUGUCAAGGGCACAGACCACCACAGACUUAGUAGGUAUCAGACGACCAAC
This is a messenger RNA of Diatraea saccharalis (sugarcane borer), 1518 nucleotides long. Lineage: Eukaryota; Metazoa; Arthropoda; Insecta; Lepidoptera; Crambidae. The record is from the annotation of a GenBank genome assembly.